AAGGAAUCCUACCGAGAAAAGCACAUAACACAGAUGCUGGAUUCGACUUGUACUACCCAGGCAAAGAACCAUUUACCCUACUUUCCAACAAAACUACAGUGAUCGACUUAGGAAUCGCUGUAAAAGUUCCCAAAAACAGCAUGAUGCAAUUAGCAUCAAGAUCAUCACUCGCAAAGAAAGGAAUUACU
This is a messenger RNA of Ambispora gerdemannii, 188 nucleotides long. The record is from the annotation of a GenBank genome assembly. NCBI's taxonomy places the organism in Eukaryota, Fungi, Glomeromycota, Glomeromycetes, Archaeosporales, Ambisporaceae.